UGAAACAGGGCUGUACUGUUUUCUCCAGGAUCCAAAGAUCUCCUGGCCUUCAACUGGAUAGUAAAAACUAAUGAGGAGAACUUGAGCUGGAGGACCCAAGUGUAGCGCAACUGUGGAGAAGUUUCAGCUGAAAAGGGAUGUUUAGACUAUCAGAGAAGGAAAGCUGCAGAGAAGUGGUGCAGAGGAUCUGUAGGCAGACACAAAUGCUCGUUUUCAUAGAUAAGCAUCUUCAUCUUGCUCACCUUUCUAUCAGUGUCCUCAUACCUGUUGUUUCUUCUCAAAGAACUCAAGACUUUCCCACAUCUGUCUAGUGUCUCAUGCGUUCUGUCUUAGCAAAGCAAAAUCUGACAGUAAGAAAUCAUGUGUUCUUGAAUACCUUGGAGUUUUAAGAUACAAAAGGACGAGUUUUUUAAUAAUUCUAUUUACCACAUUAUAGGCACUGUUAAAAGUUUUCACCAGACAAACUCAGGGUAGAAGGCUUGACAUAUUAAAUAUAUACAAUUCCCAAAAAGAGUUCAGGGCCAAGCCGGUGUAGCUAUUCUGGUUGCAUGGAGAAAUCUGAACUCUUCGAGUUACAAGUCACUGGAGGGAAAUGGAAAGUUAUUUAUUCCUUCUCCUUCCCCUUCCCAGUACAGUUAUGGGGAGCUGAAAUCAGUAAGGUCUCAGCAAAACUCACAACCAUUUCCUGGUGAGGGGGAAGUGAGGGCUGCACAACAGUGACAGGAGGAACUAUCCUGCUGUCCUUCAUCCCUGGGACAACAUCGGUACUACCAAAAAAGGGACAAUGUGGGAUCCCGCAGCCAGGGAACACAGGCCGACUCAUGUUCACACUGCUUAGGAAGAAGCUGGUAGAAGUGGUCCAGAACAGGGACCAGAAAUGCAGGGGAUUGUUUCCUGGAACCUGAGCUCGCUCCAUGGUCUUGGGUUCAGCCAUACUGGGCUGCUGCAGGACUUGGUUCAAAAUUAGAAAGUAGUGUGGCCCAAUAAAAGAUUUGCAGAGAGAAAAAUUCCUGAUAAAACAUCAUCUAUGCUACCACAUUUUGCUGCCUUAUUGGGGAUUUGCUCUAAUUUGAGCCUGUGAACUGAACACUUACUAGUGGUAACAGCAGAUCUUCCCUUUCACCCCCAAAGAACUCCGUGCACUUUCUGGAGCUAAACCACAUGGAGGACAAUGUAUAAUAAAUAUAUUUAUUUCCACCUGCAGCAAACAUUUUCUUGUUGUUCAGGUGAUGAUCAGCAAUCUCAAGGCAGAGAAAGAGCAAAUCUUGCCCUCUGUACCAUAAACAUUACUCCAGACAUUACACAAAAUGCUCUAUAAAAGUCCUUGGAAGAUUUUAAUCUUAUAGUGCAUGUCAUACCGUUUUAUUGAGUAUUUAAUCUCUUUGGAAACCUUAGCUAGCGAUUCAAAAUUCUAUUAGUCAACUGGAUAUGUACUACUGAUGGGUCUCAUUUAUGGAUUUUCAAGUACACUUUAAAGGUCAAACAAGUAAUUUUAAUCAGUUAUGUGGGGUUUUUUGACAUCUGAUAAGUACUGAAUGUGCCACAGCACCUGGAAAGCAGAUUUGCUAUAUUUACCAUUACAUAUUUGGAUUGGGUGCAGGGAUAGUGCUCUGCCCACGCUCAUUUCACUCUCCAUCAUCAAAUUACUGGCACUGAUCCACCAGUGCAUCUACAGGAGAGCACUGUCAUUGCAGCACUUCAGAUCUGAGUCGCAGCUUGGACAGGGGCCCAGGACCUUGUCUUGUGGCUGCUGGUUAAAAGAGUAGUAGCUCAUCACAGUGGUGUUGUCCUUGGCUCAGAGCAUUCCUGGCUACUUAAUCCAUACUGCUUUCUCCUGGGCUGCCAGGCUAGUAACCAUAUGGAAAUUAGUCUGGUGUGGUUGUUCUGAAUUCUUGUGUGCAGGUCACUCAUGCCAUGGUGGUGGAGAUCACAAGGUGGCAAGUGACUGUCCUCACUUUACUGUCUGCAGAACUGAAAGCAAAGAAAGUGAGAAUAUUUUCAACAGUAUCAGUCAUGGACUGGGAGCAAGGCUUGAGCUUGGGUCCUGUGUCAUCAGCUUCUAUCAGGUGAACAAAAGGGCUGGCUGCAGUACUUAUGGGAGCAGCAGUACCUAUGGGGAUGAGCAGAAAGGCUGACCAGCCCCAGAAUAAACAGAGGAGAUCUUCAGCUUAGGGAAAAAAGACAGUCAAAUUGGAUCUGACAGAAGCCCAGAGAUUCAUCUAUCAUGUGGAAAAACUGAACUUGGGAGAAUUGUUGUGCAUGUAAUGAAGUGAUUAGAGAGUUGGAAUAAACAGACGAAAGUGCUUUGUUUGGUGUUUUUCCACUGCAUUUUUGGAACACUUUAGGGUAGGAUAGACAAGACUCAAAAAGGGAGGACAUCCACUCAUAGAAGACCAGUGAUGCAAUAGUUCAGCUCCAGCAGCUGGCAGGAGAAGCCCACAGGUCCCAGCUUGCUGAGAGUUGAGUGGCACACUUGGGGAGAAGUUGCUGUUGGCACAUGCUGCUCUUGCACACUUCCCUGAUUGGAAACCUGAGGAGCUCUUCAUCAAGACUCCAGCAGCAGCUCAGUUGCUCUUCAGUGUGGGCAGCAGUCAGGGGAACUCAUGGGCCCCCAGGACACAGGCAGCUGUUAGUAAGGAAGGAGUUGGUUUUAGCUCUGACAACACUUUAGCUGGGAUGCAGCUCUCACCAUAGAAAAUUCAAGAGAAAAAAACAGGAUUUCACAGCCCGUUCAGACUGUAUUCAGAUUUGUCCAGUCAUUUUUCAUUUCCACAGCACAGUUUCUUAAGAAGAUCUGGAAGGUGGAGGAUUAGAACAAUUAACAGUUUACAGAAACUCAGCUCUGUUUUGCUGUUUUUGUGAGAACAAAGUUCGUAGUGCUGUUUUAUGGUGCCACCUUGCUUUUAUACUCCAUGCUUUGUUAAACAUGGUAAUGAGCUCAGCGCUGUGUAGUGCACUUAGUGCUGUGCAGAAAAUAAAGGUAUUUCCUGCCCACACUUCAGAAGAGUUGCUGUGAUGGUAAAGUCUCUUUCAAGUGUAGGGCUCCUAGCCUAAACAGUAUGUACACUGGGCUGGUCUGUCAGAAAGCUCUGCAUUGCAAAUGUAAAUUUAUCUUUAUAAGAAUGACAAGCUCCUGUUCAAAGCACGGUGUUUUAUAAAGCAUUUCACUGAGGCAGUAGGUUUUACCAUGUUCCCCUCCUGGAACAGAAAGGAGUUUUGUAUUACAUUAAUCAGCAUCUAAGCCCUGAAGGUCACAAUUAUCUGGCCACUAUUUUUCAGUAUUAGUGAUUUUAGUACAUGAUUAACUUUCAUGUGUGCAUCAUUAAGAUGAGGAAUUGUUUUUGAAGUUUCAAAUAGAGCAGUAGGUCUUAGCUGUAGUAUUUGCCAUACUUGCCCAGCCACUCUUAGAAGGGAUGAUUUAUAGAAAAUCCAGCUGUGAGUUUUCGUUUCUUCAAGAGCAGGAGGCGGGACUAGGAACAACCUAAAACCAAGCGGAGCAUUGAUCAGAGUAGAAAUUAUGUAGAGCACAGCUCUGCAGACAACAGCUAAGCAUCGUGGAAGUAUUAGCUGGCAGCGAUAAGGAGGCGGAAACAGAGCUCAGUGACAGAGGAGCCAUCUGUCAGGAACUGGGAAUCUGAUCUCAAGAGAGCAGAAAAUGAAGUAAAGAAGAAAGUGAUUUCGGUUCAGAGGUGCAGUGAAGCCCAAGGAUAUCUGUGGACAAAAUUGAAGCAAAGGAAGCGUGUGACUGGUUACGUGCAGCUGGAUUUCCCCAAUAUGCUCAAUUCUAUGAGGACUCCCAGUUUCCCAUUGACAUUGCUGCAGUAAAGAAAGAUCAUGAUUUUCUUGACAAGGACCUUGUAGAACCUCUUUGCAGACGACUGAACACACUGAACAAGUGCGCCUCAAUGAAACUCGAUGUGAACUUCCAAAGAAAAAAGAGUGAAGAUUCAGAUGAAGAAGAUCUCUGUGCUAUCAGUAAUAAAUGGACUUUUCAAAGAACCAGCAAAAGAUGGUCUCGGGUGGACGACAUUGACACUCUGCUUCACCGAUCCGACAGACAUGGCUCUUCUGGGGACAUUAAAAUGAAAAACACGACAAGCAGUGAGAGCGUCCUUACAGAUCUGAGUGAACCUGAGCUCUCAUCAAUUCACAGCGAGAGCAGUGGGGGCAGUGACAACAGGAGCCAAUCUGGCACCACCAGCGCUGCCAGGGAGGCCUGUGACUGCUCUGCCCAUCAUGAUGUGGAAAGCACCCUGGUGCAGGACUCUGCUGCAAUAAUCACCGCCCCAUCCCCCAAGGACGGCCUGAAGAAUGAAAAUCCAACACGAGCCAGAGCAAAAACCUUUCUAAAACGCAUGGAGACACUAAAAGCAAAAGCUGUGCAUGGAAAACUAAAAGGCUCGGGAAGAACAGGUCCUUUAGAGAUCAGUGGACCAGUUCUCCAGUUUGAGCCAAAAUCCUUGAAAGACAUGCACUGUGUACAGAUUGUCAAUGGCGAUCUUCAAAAUCUGGGGCAAGAUUCAGUCAAAAGAGGGCUUCCCUUUUCUGCCAAAUCCAGCAGUGACAGCAGUCAGUCCGAAAACAGCAGCAGUGGAGUGAGCACGCCAUGUCUGAAGGAACACAAGUGCCAUGAAGCAAACAAGAGAGGUGGGAUGUACCUGGAGGACCUGGAUGUUCUGGCAGGAACGGCCUUACGGCAAGUGGUGGACCAAAACCGCAAAAAUGAAUUUCAUUCCCAGGAGAACUUGGUUGUGCACAUUCCCAAGGAUCACAAACCGGGGACCUUCCCAAAGGCACUUUCUAUCGAAAGCCUCUCACCUACAGACAAUAGUAACAGUGUAAACUGGAGGACGGGCAGCAUCUCUUUGGGAAAGCAGAACUGCUCUACUCCAAAGGAAUCUGGACUGAUGGCUUGCUGUCCUAAAGAGAGCAGAAUUAGUAUUUAUGACAAUGUGCCAGGUUCCCACUUGUAUGCUAGUACUGGGGACCUCCUGGACAUAGAGAAAGAUGUCCUUUUUCCUCAGUUAGAUGACAUUUUGCAACAUGUCAAUGGACUGCAGGAGGUGGUAGAUGGCUGGUCAAAGAAGCUGUUGCCAGGUCUGCCGGUUGGUGACGUGUCGGUCAGGGAAUCCCCAUCAUUGCCUUUCCAGUCGCCUACACAGAUCACUCUCGAUUUUGAAGGAAACUCUGUGUCCGAUGGCCGAACCACCCCAAGUGACAUGGACAGAGAUGGAACAUCCCUGAAUGAAUCCGAAGCCACUGGUGUUAGGGACAGGAGGGACUCUGGGGUGGGAGCAUCUCUCACAAGGCCAAGCAGGCAAUUACGAUGGCAAAGUUUCCAAAUCUCUCAUCGCCUGAGCCGCUCCAUUGCGUCGCUUCACAUCAGCAACCAGUCAGCAGCCCAGCUGAAUCUACUACAAAAAUUCUCUCUGCUUCGUCUCACUGCCAUCAUGGAAAAGUACUCCAUGUCAAACAAACAUGGCUGGACCUGGUCUGUGCCAAAGUUCAUGAAGAGGAUGAAAGUCCCUGACUACAAGGACAAGAACGUCUUUGGUGUGCCCCUGAUAGUUCACGUUCAGAGAACGGGGCAGCCUCUUCCCCAGAGCAUACAACAAGCCCUGCGCUACCUACGGAGCAACUGUCUAGACCAGGUGGGUCUGUUUCGGAAAUCUGGAGUGAAAUCCCGAAUCCAGGCCCUGCGUCAGAUGAACGAGAGCUCCCCAGAAAACGUCAGCUAUGAAGACCAGUCCGCAUACGAUGUGGCUGACAUGGUCAAGCAAUUCUUCAGAGACUUGCCAGAACCUCUCCUCACAAGUAAACUAGGAGAGACUUUUCUGCACAUCUAUCAAUACGUGCCCAAGGAGCAGCGGCUGCAGGCGGUGCAGGCAGCAAUCAUGCUCAUGGCCGACGAGAACAGGGAGGUUCUGCAGACUCUGCUCUGCUUCCUCAGCGACGUCACCUCCGUGGAGGAAAAUCAGAUGACUCCCAUGAACAUCGCUGUUUGUCUGGCCCCUUCCCUCUUCCAUCUCAAUAUAGUGAAGAAAGAAAGCUCACCAAGAGUAAUACAGAAAAAAUAUGCAACAGGGAAGCCAGAUCAGAAGGACCUCAGUGAAAACCUGGCAGCUACUCAGGGACUUGCUCACAUGAUAAUGGAAUGCAACAAACUUUUUGAGGUCCCACAUGAGAUGAUCACCCAAUCCCGAAACUCCUAUGUCGAUGCAGAAGUGCAUUCUCCUACCCUGGAUGAGCUUGGGAAACAAGUGGAUGAGGAAGGAGGGAACUAUCAGAUGUACCUGGAAACUCUCAUGCAGAAUCUCCAGAAAGAAGCAAAAGAGAAAUUCAAAGGAUGGGUCACAUGUUCCAGUGUAGAGAACACAGAACUCGCCUACAAAAAGGUUGGGGAUGGGAACCCACUAAGGCUUUGGAAAGCCUCAGUUGAAGUUGAAGCCCCUCCAUCAGUUGUCCUGAACCGGGUGCUGAGAGAACGUCACCUUUGGGACGAGGAUUUCUUGCAGUGGAAGGUGGUUGAGAGCCUGGACAAGCAGACGGAAGUUUACCAGUAUGUUUUGAACACCAUGGCUCCUCACCCUGUCCGAGACUUUGUUGUUCUCAGGACGUGGAGGACGGAUUUGCCCAAGGGGAUGUGCAUGCUGGUUGCCAUCUCUGUGGAGCAUGAAGAGGCUCCUCUCAUGGGAGCUGUGCGAGCCAUCGUGAUGGACUCCCAGUACUUGAUAGAGCCCUGCGGCUCGGGGAAAGCCAGGCUGACCCACAUCUGCAGGAUUGACCUAAAAGGACAUUCCCCAGAGUGGUACAACAAAGGCUUUGGACAUCUGUGUGCAGCAGAAGUUGCCAGGAUCAGAAACUCAUUUCAACCUCUGAUUGCUGAGGGACCAGAAACAAAAAUCUGAUUAAGUGUUCCUGGGAGCAUGUGAGCAUAAAUCAGGGUCUGGCAGAGAACAGGAAUACUGAAAGCAAAGGUCUGAUUUAAGCUGAUUUAAAUCUGACCAGACCUGGGUUACAAAGCUGAAAAAGGAAUUUUAUAGGAAAGUUCUUUUAUUCUGGAGACUUCACCUUCCCCCCUCCCCCACAUCCACUCUGUAUUAAUUUUGAUCAUUGAACUAAACAUUUCUUCAGAGAGCUUUUAUUACUUUAAAAACAGAUUAUUGCCAUUACUUGUAUGUUACAUAACUCUGGUAUUUAAAGGCUUCUAAGAAGCAUAUUUUAAUUGUAAAUAAAUAAUGUACAGUAUGUAUAUAUUUAUCUAUAUUCUAUCUAUAUAUAUAUAUGUAUAUGUAUAAAUUAAUUAUUUUGUAUAUAACUCAGUGCAAAUCACUUGCAUCAGUCGGAACUUAAGUGGACUUGUCACUUAUUUCUUAGUGUGUCACUGCUACAUAAGCUGUGUUUGCUGUUAUCAGAGCUACCAGGCCUAAUUUGUGUGAUAAAAAAUGCCUGUUCCCAAAUAUGUUUUGUGUUUGUGUGUGCUAUGAGAAGGUACCUAUAAAUAGAUGUAGGAAGAAUUACAGGAACUAAGGAAGAAGGAGGUUACAGUGCACUUAAAAACAAUGAGGAGGGAAUAAGUCUCCCCAAAUAAAAUACAUGGAGAUGCAUCUGAGUCAUUGUGGAGGCCAUUUAUGUUCAGCUGCAGAAUUGUGACUUUUAGUAGAAGGUGUUGAAAACUUACCUGUUGCCUUAAAUGACUGGUGUCUGUCAGUAGAGAACCUCACUGUGUGCAGUGUUCCAGGUAACAGCUCAUCCUUGGACAGCACAAAGUAAUGCUGUGUGUCCUGAGAUGGCUGAAAUCAGACUGGUAACUUAUUAAGCUGUAAAUUAAUUAUUUUUGUAAGCAUUUUUUCUAGGUUCUAAGUGUUUCUGUGUUCUUUCCUUCUCCCGUAGAGAUGGCUAAUCCAAAGCAGGUUUUCCACAUGCAGUGGAAACAAAGACAUGCAGAUGAACACCAUGCCUUUUAAUAUUCUUAGUAUACAAAUAACUAUGCUUUUUUAAAAUUUUAAACACAUCUUGGAGAUUUAAAAGACUAAAUAAAUGCUAUUCUUGGAAAGAUUGCUUUUAUAGUAACAGCAAGCAUUUUCAUCUUAUAUUGCACUGUUCUGCAUGAUUCCACCUCUGUAGGCAUUGAUGGGAACAGGAUUAGGACUAUGAGGAGUAGGAGCCAUUUAAGCCUAUUAUAUAAUUUCAUUUUCAGGGACCUAUUAUUUUGCUAAUGGAAGAAUGCUUUAAAAGUAGUAAUAAUAAUUUGUCAACAUUGCCUUUUAGGCAGGGUUCCAUUUUGUUUUUAACUAACCUACGACCAAAAUGUUAUUACAUCUAUGACUCAAUAACAAUGUACAAGCAUGAUAAUACUGUUCUUCAUUAAUCGUAUUUGUUCACUUAGAAUUCAUUUAUUGCUGCAUAAACCAGCAAAAUCACUCACAGCCGGUGUUUCAGCUCAGUCCUUCCAACAACAUCCAGAAAGAUUAGUAUGAGGUUGAUUAAGCAGGAUGCAUUUCCUAUCUGAAGCUACAGCUUUGUGCCCCGAUUCAAUGAAUGAGGGAGUCCCUUAAAAGCCAGAGAUUUGAACAUUCCCCAGGUGUGGGAGCUGUGCCACUGUGUUUGGUGACAGCUGCUAGAGCAUGACCCCACAUGCCAUCCUGCACACACAUGCUGGUAGGGGACAGCCUUGCGAGCUGAAGCAGCACACCUGUGGGAGCUCGGGGUGGACAAGGUGACCCAAGGUGACCCACAGUGCUCCAGCAUAUCCUUGUGAAGGAGCAGGACUCCAAAAAAGUCACUGUCAUCUUCACCCAUGAGCUGUGUCACUCAUGUUUUGUUGUGCAAGUCCUAGGAUCAGGGAUGUUGGCUGCCUGGGAGCUCCUGCCUCGAGUUUAUGGCCAACAAUAGUUGCAAUGUGCAACUUUCACGAACUUUAAGUCCUGCAGACAGGGGAGCACUCACAGGAUCCUUAUGUGGCUAUAGUGGGGUCUGGCAGUCACCCGCUGGCUGUAGGGCAUCACCACUGCCCAGGCUCAGCCUUCCCAGGAGCAAACAGUGCCUCCCCAGCUGGGAAUGCCAUUCCAGAAAGCAGCACCUUCUCCCAAAUGCCUGUGGCCAUGGCAGCAGAUUUCACGCCGGCUGUUUUCCAAAACAUGAGCAAUUAGAGUACUUCUGCUACAUUAGUUUACAUAAAUACAGCGGCGCCUCAGCAUUAACAGGCAGAGAAUUUUGAGCCCUGGGAAUGGCAGUGUCUGGCAAUAAAUAAUGAAUUAAGGAAAAUAAGGGAAAACCUGGACAGUGGUUUGUUUUAUCCUGUCUCACAAGUCAUUGCUCAGCUGGAAAAGGCCCCGUGCCCAUCUGCCACCCUUAGCAAGGUAGGGUUGUUUUCCGUGCAGAAGCUCUGUCAUGAGCUUCUGGCAUCUCCAAGCCAUGUAUUGUUGAAACAAGAUUUCUUCAAAAUGCACAUUAUGCCAUGUCUACCAUUCAACUACCACAGUAUUUUGUAUUGUUACAUUGAUACAUUAUGAUAAUUGCAUUUUUAAAUGUUAUACUCAUAUCAAUACCUCAUAUUUUUACCUCAUCAGUUGGUAUCAGUCAUUAGUUGUAAAUAAAUAAUUUCAGAGUUGAAUAAAUUUGCAUACACUAAA
Messenger RNA from Taeniopygia guttata (zebra finch), 9635 nucleotides. It is a transcript of the gene STARD13, whose product is annotated as StAR related lipid transfer domain containing 13. NCBI's taxonomy places the organism in Eukaryota, Metazoa, Chordata, Aves, Passeriformes, Estrildidae. Gene Ontology annotation, biological process: actin cytoskeleton organization; signal transduction; regulation of Rho protein signal transduction. Gene Ontology annotation, molecular function: protein binding; GTPase activator activity; lipid binding. The record is from RefSeq and is a predicted model, not a curated record.